AUGCAGGGGGUCUGGGUGCUGCUGCUGCUGCUGCUGCUGGGCCUGAGGCCACGGCUGGCCCUUGGCGUCAUCCCAGUGGAGGAGGAGGACCCAGCCUUCUGGAACCGCCAGGCGGCGCAGGCCCUGGACACUGCGAAGAAGCUGCAGCCCAUCCAGACAGCUGCUAAGAACCUCAUUCUCUUCUUGGGGGAUGGGAUGGGAGUGCCCACAGUGACAGCCACUCGGAUCCUAAAGGGGCAAAUAAAUGGCAAACUGGGACCUGAGACACCCCUGGCCAUGGACCACUUUCCGUACCUGGCUCUAUCCAAGACGUACAACGUAGACAGACAGGUGCCAGACAGUGCAGGCACAGCCACAGCCUACCUGUGCGGGGUCAAGGCCAACUACCAGACCAUUGGUGUGAGUGCAGCCGCCCGCGUGAACCAGUGCAACACAACGAGGGGCAAUGAGGUCACUUCCGUGAUGAAGCGGGCCAAGAAAGCAGGGAAGUCAGUCGGGGUGGUGACCACCACGAGAGUGCAACACGCCUCCCCAGCUGGCACGUAUGCCCAUGUAGUGAACCGCAACUGGUACUCAGACAGCGACAUGCCCACCAAGGCGCUGCAGGAGGGAUGCCAGGACAUCGCCCAGCAGCUCAUCUCCAACGUGGACAUUGAUGUGAUCCUGGGCGGAGGCCGAAAGUACAUGUUCCCCAAGGGGACUCCAGACCCUGAGUAUCCAAGUGACACCAGACAGAACGGAGUCAGGUUGGAUGGGCGGAACUUGGUGCAGGAGUGGCUGGCCAAGUACCAGGGUGCCCAGUAUGUGUGGAAUCGCUCGGCGCUCAUGGAGGCAUCCCAUGACCCCUCUGUAACACACCUUAUGGGCCUCUUCGAGCCGGGAGACACAAAGUAUGAGAUCUACCGAAACACGACCCAGGACCCGUCCCUGAUGGAGAUGACAGAGGUGGCAGUGCGCCUGCUAAGCAGGAACCCCCGUGGCUUCUACCUCUUCGUGGAGGGAGGCCGCAUCGACCACGGUCAUCAUGACGGCACGGCUUAUCUGGCACUGACCGAGGCGGUCAUGUUUGAUUCCGCCAUCGACAAGGCCAGCCAGAUCACAAGCGAGCAGGACACCCUGACCCUUGUCACCGCUGACCACUCUCACGUCUUCUCUUUUGGUGGCUACACACUGCGGGGGAGCUCCAUUUUCGGGCUGGCCCCCAGCAUAGCCCUAGACAACAAGACCUACACCUCCAUCCUUUACGGCAACGGCCCCGGCGGCCUAUACGCGCUCACGGGGACCUCCCGGCCCAACGUAAAGGACAGCCAGAGCAGGGACCCCACUUACAAGCAGCAGGCCGUGGCGCCCCUUGUCUCCGAGACUCACGGCGGCGAGGACGUGGCGGUGUUCGCGCGCGGCCCGCAGGCGCACCUGGUGCACGGCGUGCAGGAGCAGAGCUUCGUGGCGCACGUCAUGGCCUUCGCCGCUUGCCUCGAGCCCUACACCGACUGCGGCCUGCCGCCCUCGGCCUCCCCCAACGACGCCGCGCUCCCCGGCCCGGCCGGUGCGCCUCUGUCGCUGCCGCUGCUGGCGGGGGCGCUGCUGCUGGGGCUGCUGGCAGGUGCCACGCCCUAA
This is a messenger RNA of Neogale vison (American mink), 1617 nucleotides long. It is a transcript of the gene ALPI, whose product is annotated as alkaline phosphatase, intestinal. The record is from RefSeq and is a predicted model, not a curated record. NCBI's taxonomy places the organism in Eukaryota, Metazoa, Chordata, Mammalia, Carnivora, Mustelidae. Gene Ontology annotation, cellular component: plasma membrane. Gene Ontology annotation, biological process: dephosphorylation. Gene Ontology annotation, molecular function: alkaline phosphatase activity. The coding region runs from base 1 to 1617 and encodes 538 amino acids. The transcript has 11 exons.